Molecule: messenger RNA, 1117 nt
Organism: Danio rerio (zebrafish)
Lineage: Eukaryota; Metazoa; Chordata; Actinopteri; Cypriniformes; Danionidae
Source: RefSeq, a predicted model, not a curated record
ACACUUUUUGAUUGCACAAAUAUGAAAAAGGAAGUUAGUGGUUAACCUCGACACACAAGAAGUGUACAAAAGGAGACGCAAAAACGUUUUUCUCACACAUUCUUUAGAGCCAUCUCCAACCUGUGUGAAGCCCAAGCAUUUAAAGGAAACAAUGGAGCGUCUGCGAGUCUCUCUCUUUCUUCUCCUGCUCUUCUGUUCACCGUGUCUGAGUGAAGGGAAAACUUUCUUUACUCAUCUCGGCACGCUGUGCGCAGAAGACUGCAAGCCUGACGGCGGCGAAUACAAGUGCAAGAGCACCGAUGAAGACGGAAAGAGCCAAAGCAUGUACUGUUCACCUCAGGAGAACGUGGACUUCCGGGGCAGACAGUGCCAAGCUGACAGCAAGUGUGCUAAACAUGGAGAAGACUACAGCUGGUGCAGGAUUAACACCUUCAGCUGGGGAUACUGUGGGCUGGUGAAGGAGGACCAGACCCUCGGAGAUGCUGGAGAAGACCACCACAACACUUCUCCACAUCGCAACAGGAGAGAUGAAGUAGUUUUAGACACCAUUGAUGAUUUAGCUAACCGUAGAAGAACAACUUUUCUAGCAGAGGGAGCUCAAAAUCACAUCGCUGAUGGCAACAACUAUAGAAGUGAGGCUGCAAUCCUAAUCGGUAACUGGGAUAAUUCCUACCUGGUGAGCCAGACCCGUUCCAAUCUGAUCAAAACAAAAUCUAUUCGAAUUGACAUGCAAGGCAUGGUCAACCGGCAUAAUUUGAGAUACCACAACCUGCAGAUCCAGGUGAAUGUGCCACGUGGUGGAAAUAUGCCAAGCACUACUUUGUCUCAGGUUUUUGUACCUGAGAACAUUUAUGUCCCAGACCGAUAUGUGCGCAGAGCCUUCCAGGAGAGCAUGGUUCGCAGAGCUCGUAUUUUCAUUGAUGUUUCAAGCAUCAACAUUCCACGCAAGCUCAUUUCAGGCUACAUGUUUUGUAGAAAGCCCAAAUAAUACAAGAAAGCUCAGAUACUGCAGCGGUUUUUAACUGUAUUUUACAGCAAUCUCUUACCUGUCGUUCUGUUUGACUUUCCCGCUGCUUGUACUGCUUUCUCAAAUAAAGAUUGAUUUCAUGCAAACUCA